Selaginella moellendorffii is the source of this 2678-nucleotide messenger RNA. RefSeq names its product protein ACTIVITY OF BC1 COMPLEX KINASE 3, chloroplastic. The record is from RefSeq and is a predicted model, not a curated record. Gene Ontology annotation, biological process: protein phosphorylation. Lineage: Eukaryota; Viridiplantae; Streptophyta; Lycopodiopsida; Selaginellales; Selaginellaceae. Gene Ontology annotation, molecular function: ATP binding; protein kinase activity. The transcript is spliced from 7 exons. The coding region runs from base 504 to 2594 and encodes 696 amino acids.
CAGCCACCGCUGCUGAUCCUGUGGAUCGCUUGGCAUGGGGGCUCGUACGUAGUAUCAGUCAGUGGAUCAUCGUCAAGGCAAGUUCUAAGGCAGCACUAUGGUGGACGCUGCUGCACAGAUGAUGGGGUACUAUGGCUUUCAGAGCUAUGGAAUUCCUGGUUUCGGCUGGCAAUACGGGGGAUAAGGAUAGGACAGGACUCAGUUGCGUGGCCGAGACGAUACGAAAAUGGAGAUAUGUUCAAGCGAGAAGGAAGCGAUGAGCAGAUAAAACGAAGAUAAUUGUCUAUAGACUCGGUCGGGGGCUUCGGACAAAUAACAAGCUUUAUAUCCUUGGUGGACAUUGAGGCUGCUGAUGUGGAUGGACCAAAAUCCAGUCUUGGGAAUUACGUGGCAGAGUGGAGACCGCAGGGUUGAAUGUUUGUUUCACGCAAAGUCUCUCUCGGCAGCUACAACUACUCUAGCACUUGCACAAUGGCGUGGUGACUGAUUUGUGGAGCACCCAUAUGGGGAUUCUAUCGCCGGUGUUUGCAGCAGCAGUUUUGACACCGUCGAGGCCGUCCAGUAGCCAGCAGCAGGAUGUCUUGAGCUAUGAGGCCGGUCAGCGAUUGUACUUGGAUCCCAGGGCAGGGAAUGUGUCUGCCGCUCUUGCUCAGAAUUAUGUGAAGCCGACUGUUUCUCGAGCAGCUAGCCAGAGAAAUGAUGACGCCGAAGCUGAGGCAAGGGCCCUCGCACGAGCUGUGAAUGCUCCGAAGUAUGAUCCGGCUGAGCUCUCUAGGCGCUAUGGAGGACAGCCACUCCAGGUGACUAGAAGGACGCUGAAUAUACUGCUCGAGCUUGGCUCGUUUGCAGCCGAUUUGUACUUGGACAAGCAAAGAGGCGAGCUAGAGCGGAACAAACGAGUCCGUGCAAUUCAACUCAGGCAGAAGCUUACAAAGCUUGGUCCUACUUUUGUGAAGAUUGGCCAGGGGUUAUCAACCCGUCCAGAUUUGUGUCCGCCCGAGUACCUUGAAGAGCUUGCUGAGCUUCAGGAUGCUUUGCCAACUUUUCCCGAUGCCGAGGCAUUUUCAUGGAUUGAAAGUGAACUCGGGGCAAGGCUUGAAGACGUUUACUCUUCUAUAACUCCGUCUCCGGUAGCAGCUGCUAGUUUAGGACAGGUUUACAAAGCGGUUUUGCGAUCUACUGGAGAAGUUGUUGCUGUGAAGGUACAGCGGCCAGGUAUAGCUCAAGCCAUUGGCCUCGAUUUUUUUCUUCUCAGGAACGUAUGCCAACUCAUUGAUAAGUAUGUGGAUGUUGUUACUACUAAUGUCGUUGCUCUGCUGGAUGAAUUUGCUAGCCGAGUAUAUCAAGAGCUUAAUUACGUUCAGGAAGGCUUUAAUGCGAAGAAGUUUAUGGAGUUAUAUGGAGACAGGGUAGACGUCAAAGUACCCAGUAUUUGCUGGGAUUACACAAGCGUGAAGGUCUUGACUAUGGAAUGGAUUGAUGGCACCAAGCUUAGCGAACAGAAGGUUAUCGAAAGCCAGGGACUCAACGUUUUGAAGAUGGUGGACAUCGGCAUUCAGUGCAGCCUUCGUCAGCUUCUGGAGUAUGGUUACUUCCAUGCGGAUCCUCAUCCCGGGAAUUUACUCGCAACUCCAGAAGGGAAGCUGGCUUUUAUAGAUUUCGGGAUGAUGAGUGACACUCCGCCUCAAGCAAGGUUCGCAAUCAUCGGGCAUGUUGUCCAUAUGGUAAAUCGGGACUACGAGGCUAUGGCUCGGGAUUACUACGCACUUGACUUUCUAUCCCCGGACGUGGAUGUCUCUCCAAUAGUUCCCGCGUUGAAGUCUUUCUUCGAUGAUGUUCUGGACGCCACCGUAAGCGAACUCAACUUCAAGACAAUUGUGGACGGACUUGGAGCUGUUCUUUACCAGUAUCCUUUUGAUGUUCCACCAUACUAUGCUUUGAUCUUGAGGUCCUUGACGGUGCUCGAAGGCUUGGCCCUGUAUACCGAUCCAAAUUUUAAAGUUCUCGCGGCUGCUUAUCCAUACUUCGCAAAGAGGCUGCUCACGGAUCCAAAUCCUUACUUGCGUGAUGCUCUGGUUGAGCUCCUUUUCAAAGAUGGUAGCUUCAGGUGGCAGAGGUUAGAAAAUCUACUAGUCCAGGGACGGAAGUCGUCCGAUUUUGUAGCAAAAGAUGCGUUACAGCCCGUUUUGCAGCUCAUGCUCGGAGAGGAAGGAGCUGAGCUCCGCCGCCUCGUCGAGAAAGAAGCAGUACGAGUCCUGGAGGCGCUCGUCAUCGGUAGCACGGUAGAAGGUUACAAGUCCUUGCCGGAGCCCCUCAAGUUCAUAGUCAACAGGGGCAACAACGGGCGCGUGAUCGCUCUCAAAGAACACGAAGAGGCCCAGAUGCUCAAGCUUCGCCAGCAGGUGCUUCGGGUGUGGGGUCUCCUUCGAACAUCCUCGGGUUUUGAUCCAGCAAUGCUUCAACCGGUUGUCGAGAUUCUCAGGCUCCCGGAAGCACAGUCUAUGGGUGCCCACGUUGCGACAGGCUUGACUAAACGUCUCGCUGCGCGACUGUUGCAGCAACUUCUCAAGCCAGCGACACCAUUGCCAGCUUAAGCACCUUGUAAAAAAUUGUUCGCUGUAAGCUCAGAAUUAUGGAUUAAUGUAUUAACUUGGUUUAUAAAGAUCCUUUACGAUUAA